Messenger RNA from Urocitellus parryii (Arctic ground squirrel), 1821 nucleotides. Lineage: Eukaryota; Metazoa; Chordata; Mammalia; Rodentia; Sciuridae. The record is from RefSeq and is a predicted model, not a curated record.
AUGCCUCUUAYUCUAAGAAAAAGAGAAAAUGAUCAGGAGGACAAGUUAAACAGUACGCGUACUUUAAGUGAAGGAGAAAAAGAUCAGGAUGUCAUUAGUAGAUCACUUCCUCUAAGUAAAAGAGAAAAUGUUCAGGAGGAAAAGUUUGAAGAUGCCUAUGAAAUUAUCCCUAUGGCAACAACAAUGAAUCUCCUGUCUUCCUUGGAAGAAUGUACAACUGGACUAUACUUAUUUCUAAAUAACAGAUUCACAGAUGCAAUAAAUCUCAUUUACCCGUGGUCUAAAAACAGCACAUACCAUGCCCUAUUAUACAGUAUGCUUAUGGUUGUGAAAGCCAUCCUGACUUUUGAUCCACAGGACAUACAGAUUGGGAUGAACGCUGCAAAGGAAGCUUUGAAAACCUGUAACAAUUUCCGAAGAAGAACUAGGAUAAUGACUUUAUCUCGUAUAGUGAGUAGACAGGGAAUAAGAGCUGUCAAAGAAGAAGAAUUACAUGCAGAAGUCUGCUAUGCUGAGUGUUUGAUCUUGAAAUCUUCCAUAGCAUUUAUACAGGAUGACAGUAUGAUUAGUUUUCUUAAAAGUGGGCUCAGCGUUGGGUCAAGUUAUCAAAUAUACAAAGAUUGUCAACAGGUAUUAACUCUUAUGCCUCAYGGCCACAGCAAAGCCCACAGACAUUUGGUUGGAGGGAUAAAAUUUGGACUUGGAUCAUUUAAUUUGAUGUUAUCACUUGUGCCUCCAAAGACACUUAGACUUCUCAAUGUUGUUGGACUUUCUGGGGAGAGAGAGGUAGGCUUGGCUUUGCUUCAUGAGAGUGCAUCUGAAACUCAUAUAAAUAAUAUUUUAAGUGUUUUCACUCUACUCUUUUAUUACAGUUACAUCCAUGUAGCUUUUGGUGUUGAAAAAGUUUCCAGUUUGGCUACAGAGAAUCUCUUCCUCAUAUACCUCCAGAAAUUUCCAAACUGUGUUGUACUUAAAUUUUUUCAUGCACGUUUUAGUAUGUUGAGAGGAAAUUUUGAAAAAGCACAAUUGAAAUUACAUGAGUGCAUUUUUACUCAGAACGAAUGGAAACAGGUUCACCACCUCUGUUACUGGGAACUCAUGUGGUGCCACAUUUUUCUGCAGGAUUGGAAGCAGGCUUACAACUAUGCCCAUCUACUGUAUGUUCAUAGCAGAUGGUCCAAGGCAAUAUAUGUGUACAGUAAAGCUAUCAUAUUGGCUUUACUUCCUCCUGAUUUUGUGAAAUCACUAAAUGAUAACAUGACCUCUCUCUUCUUAAAUGUGGAAAACCUGAGAAUCAAAAUUUUAGGYACCCCUGUGCCAAUAGAAAAGUUUGUUGCUGAGAAAGGUCAGCGCUAUGGUACUACUACAGGCUGGUUUACGGCACAGCCCCUUCUGGAAUUCAUUUAUGCCUGGAGUGGUUUCCGAGUCAUGAGCAAAAAAGUAGAGCUUAUUUCAAGCUGGCUAUCAAUAAUUAACAAAGGAAAAGACCUUUUGCAGGAAAAUCCAAAUGAGGAAUAUGGCACAGAUGACAUAAGUUUCUUAAAUUUGCUGAAAGGGCUAUGCCUGAAACACCUAGGCAAAUAUUUGAAGGCUGAGCAUUACUUUAAUCGUGUUAUUCAAAAGGAGAAGUUUUUAAAAUAUGACCACUAUUUGGUGCCAUAUACUUACUAUGAACUAGGAAUUCUACACUAUCUGAAAGGAGAUUUUGCCAGUGCAACAAAAUAUCUAGACAACAUAAAGAACUAUAAAGACUAUUCCAUGGAAGCCCGGUUACAGUUUAGGGCUCAUAUAGCCCUUGAACAAAUAGCUAAAGAAAAGUGA